AUGAUUUCUUUAUUUCAAGGUUUAGUAUUGGCAUUCAUAUUUGGUGUAAUUACUAAUGGUACCCCUGUUGAGAAGAGACACACCAAAUACAUUGCUCAUGAAUUUCAUGAUACUGAGGUUCGCCUGAUUGGGAAAAGAGCUGAAAAUGUUGAUUUUGAAGACAAGGCGUGGCGUUUCGUUGCUCAUUUGAAAAUUGGUUCUGCCAAACAAGACGUACAGGUUCUUCUUGAUACAGCAAGUACAGUUUUGAAUGUUCCCCAAACAAAUUCAACCUGUCGGGAAGGUAAAAUUUGUGCAGCUCAAAACAGUUUCAACCCUUUUGAAUCGACUUCAUUCAAAAACCUGACUAUUCCAGCUAAAUCGUAUUUUGGUCCCAAUCAAUAUACUGGGUUUAUUGUUUCUGACGAUUUCUAUUUUGAUGACGGUAAAAGAAUUCCACAGUUUGAAUUUCAAUUAUUGGAUUCAUAUCCCCGUGACGUUUUUGGUAUAUUCGGUAUGGGGUACAGCACCAACAACAAUUAUACCUACGUAUUGGCUACUAAAUCAGCUGGUUUAAUCAAUAAUGCCGGAUUUUCUCUCUUUAAAAACUCGGACAAAAAUGGGUCUUUCCUUUUGGGAGGUGUGGAUAAAGCCAAAUAUGAUGGUGAUUUGCUCAUUUUCAAUGAUUCCAAAGAAGCCAUGUACCCAAAGUCAAUUAUAACUGCGAAUGGUACAGUUAUUCCAUUCACAUAUAAAGUUUUGCAUGACUCGGGGACUCCCACUAUGGAGUUGUUGGAUACCGUUGUGCAAAAGUUUUACAAGGAUAUUGGAGCCAAUGACAAGGGCCAUAUACCAUGUGACCAAGUAUUGAAUGGUAACAAGAGUUUGAAUUUCGAUUUCGGACCAUUUACCAUACCCGUUUAUUACAAAGAUAUUUUUAACAGGUCUGGUUCAACUUGUAUUUCAAAUAUACUUGCAACAAAGUUUCCUGAUAGACAAUAUCUUGGAGUCGUGUUCCUCAGAAAUGCCUACCUUGCUCAGAAUUUUGAUACUAAAAAGGUUGGUUUGGCGCCGGUGAAGUAUACUGAUGAGUCCGAUAUUGUUGAUUUUUGGUUUUGA
Molecule: messenger RNA, 1098 nt
Organism: Lodderomyces parapsilosis
Lineage: Eukaryota; Fungi; Ascomycota; Pichiomycetes; Serinales; Debaryomycetaceae
Exons: 1
Coding region: 1-1098 (365 amino acids)
Biological process (GO): proteolysis
Molecular function (GO): aspartic-type endopeptidase activity
Source: RefSeq, a predicted model, not a curated record